CGAUGCUUUGCUGACGUGGUAUUCAGGCUGACAACCAUACUGAGAGAACCUUUUUUGCGUUAUUUAACAAUUACCACUACCGCUACAAUGUCCACAUCUGCAACUAUUUCAUUAGCCAUCGUUAUCGCUUUAAAUGGCAUCGUAUUACAUAACCGGGCAGCUGAUGGGCAGUUCAACUAUGUCUUCGAAUGCGUGGACACUUCCACCACAGCUGACGAGAUGUUUAAGAAGGUCACCCGCCAACUUGCCGAGAUGUCUUUCGACAAAUGCAGUCUGUGGAAGACCCCUGAAAUCGGCGCCGCUCUCUCUCAGUCUGGCGGUGCAACCGAACGCAAGUACCACGUUUAUUACACGUGCCGCGAAGGCGCGAAUUGCUAUUUGCCUUUUGACGGUCCGCGCUGUUCACCGGAGAAUCAGUGCCUAUGCUGUAGGAUGUGGUACAGCCUAACUAGGUGCCAGUACGAAAUAAUGUCGCUGAACCGCUUUUGGAAUGCUUGCACACCUUUUUACGACGAAGAGAGCAAGACGUUGCUGGAGACGAUUGAGAGCGUAGAUGAUAGCAACCGGGAUUCUCUUUACGGUUUGAUUCGCGAUCCAGAUUCUAUCGCCCGUUCCGUCGCGACAGAUCGACCAUACUGUAACGACGGUAAACUGAGUAUGGUCAUCCAUCCCUGCUGCGAACCGCCACUCAUGCUCGUUGUCGAUAAGGUAGACUGCUUGCAAAAGGUGCUCUGCGGAACCCGUCUAGAAUCUGGCAUCCCUUUCAAGUUUUUCGAUAGCGAUAGCAGAGGGGCCACUAUCGGUUCCUGGACGGGGCCGCUUAACGACGCCUGGGACCGGCUGCCCGCAUGGCCGAAGAUUGUCUUCAGCAGAGUGAUGCACAAGCUGGUUGCCUGUAUGAAUGCAACAGACCGUGUCUCCGUUGCUGACACUGAUCAGUGCAAUCUAUGCAAAGCACCGAAGGAAGUAGUGAGACUGUACGAGAUGGGCAACACAGUGGUGUUGUAGAAGCGCGGACGAUGUUUCAACUGGGUUUACAGUCAAACUGAUCCUAUCUACGACGAUUCGGCAUCCCUCGUAAGACGCUGCCUUUCUUUCUAAUCAUCAAACCACUUUUAACCGCAGUACAGUUUUGCCCGCUUUUUCGGUGACCCGGAUAAAAUAUGCCGCGCCGCAGAAAAGUUAAUAAACAAAAUAAAAUUUUUAUGCGCGGUAAUUGGGAGUGUUGUAUGUAAUAUCUACCUGAUUCAAGGUGCAGAGAUCACGCUAUACAUUGUACCGUAAAGGAUGG
Molecule: messenger RNA, 1291 nt
Organism: Paramacrobiotus metropolitanus
Lineage: Eukaryota; Metazoa; Tardigrada; Eutardigrada; Parachela; Macrobiotidae
Exons: 5
Coding region: 88-1008 (306 amino acids)
Source: RefSeq, a predicted model, not a curated record